AUGGGCUCCCAGAAAAGGACAGAGAGGAGCUGCCUCAGCAGGCAGCAGCUCCUGGCCACCAUCCGGCAGAUGCAGCAGCUGGUGAAGGGGCAGGAGACACGCUUCGCUGAGGGCCUGCGCCUGAUGAAGAGCCGCCUGAGCACCCUGCACGCCUCCCUGGCCAAAGCCACCCCUGAGCUGCCAGCUGCCUCCUGCCCUGCCCUGCAAGCCCCAGUGGAUGGGAAGAAGUUUGGCACCAAGUAUUUGGUGGAGCACGAAGUUCACUUCACCUGCAACCCAGGUUUCCAGCUCCUGGGCUCCAGCACCCGGACGUGCCAGGCCAAUGGCAGCUGGAGUGGACAGGAGCCCCACUGCACAGAGAUCAGCGAGUGCUCGAGCAGCCCCUGCCAGAACGGUGGGACAUGCCUGGAGGGGCUGAACCAGUACAAGUGCCUCUGUCCCCAGCAGUGGACCGGAGCCACCUGCCAGUACCAGGCACAGAUGGCUCCCCCGGCUUGGAGCGUCACGGAUGCCCCAGCGUUCAGCCGCCAGCCCCGCUGUGCCCAGAUCGACCGGACCCAGCACUGCAGCUGCGACCCCGGCUUCCACAUGAGCGGCACCGCUGCCAACGGCCUCUGCCAGGACCUCAACGAGUGCGAGGUGUACAAGCGGGAGGGGGGUCCCCGGCUCUGCGCCCACGCCUGCGUCAACCUUCCUGGCUCCUACCGCUGUGCCUGCCCCCAGGGCUACGUCCUCCUGGGCGACGGCAAGAGCUGUGAAGACAUUGACGAGUGCGCCCUGUCCCAGGAUAACUGCACCAGGGGAACCACCUGCAUCAACACAGGGGGGAGCUUCCAGUGUGUCAGCCCCCAGUGCCCCCCACCCACUGGCAAUGUCACCUAUGUCAAAACCUCCCUGUUCCAGUGCGAGCGCAACCCCUGCCCGAUGGAGAGCCGGUCGUGCCACCAAGCUCCCAAAACCAUCUCAUUCCACUACCUUCCCUUGCCAUCCAACCUGCUGACGCCCACCCCGCUGUUCCGCAUGGCCACGGCAGCAGCGCCUGGCCGGCCAGGACCCGACAGCCUGCGUUUUGGCAUCGUGGGGGGCAACAACCGUGGCCACUUCGUCAUGCAGCGCUCAGACCGGCAGACCGGGGAGCUCAUCCUGGUGCAGAGCCUCAAGGGUCCCCAGACCAUCCAGGUGGAUGUGGACAUGUCGGAAUACCUGGAUCGUGUCUUCCAGGCCAAGCACGUGUCCAAAAUCACUGUCUUCGUCUCUGCCUACGAGUUUUAG
Messenger RNA from Chaetura pelagica (chimney swift), 1272 nucleotides. RefSeq names its product fibulin-7-like. Gene Ontology annotation, molecular function: calcium ion binding. NCBI's taxonomy places the organism in Eukaryota, Metazoa, Chordata, Aves, Apodiformes, Apodidae. The record is from RefSeq and is a predicted model, not a curated record. Bases 1 to 1272 code for a protein of 423 amino acids. The transcript has 8 exons.